AUGGCCCCACAGGCCCAGGUGCUUGCGACCAGGCCGGCCUUAGCCAUGUCAUCAUCAACACCCACGACAGACUCGGCGACACACUCCGCGGCCUCUUAUUACUCACAGUCGCCCUCCUCCUCGUCCUCGUCCUCGGCCUUUGCUCGCCGUAGCAGUUCUAGCACCGCCCAGCCAAAUCCUCCUUCUUUUCAUUCUUCUAUCCAUUCUUCUUUUCACACGGACGCCAAUCGCAAUCUCAAUUCUAAUCUUACUCCUACUCCUACUCCUACUCUUAAUAAUCCCAGUCUCCCGCUUGGCUCACCUACACCUACACCACCUACAAGACCGUCUUCUUCCACCGCGGUCGCCGUUGUCUCUGCAACUCCUAAGCCUCUUACGCCGGCCACUCCUGCACCCAGGCCCACGGCUUCCGUUCUCACCUCUGCCACCUCUGCCCCGCGGCCUAUUCCGUCAUCUUCGUCCAAGACGCUUAUUUCAGGUAUAUCCGAUCUUAAUCGUUCUAUUUUCGACUUCACCAUUGGUUUAAUCAUCCCUCCUCCAGAAUUAUCCACUCCCUCCUCAGAUUCCCCCACAACCACCUCGUCGUCGUAUUGCAGCUCUCUUCAAGUCCCACUAGACUCACUGCGUCGGUACCCUACAGAUUUGUCCACCCCGAUUCCCGAAGAAUGCGACGAGGAAACGUGCAGUGAAUCUCUCCCCAACGACCCUGUAACGCCCGUCAGCGGCCGCCAAUCGCGGGAUUUCCGUUUCUGUGACAGUCACGACCUGUAUCAUCGUGACUCGUCAGUCCCCAGUAGCUUUGUUGGAGCAACUUUAAGUACUUCAAAGCAACCAGAUGUACAACCUGCAUUGCAACCUACGUCAGUGGCGCUAGUAUCAGAGGACUCUGCAACACCAAACAAACAGACCGCCGUAACAUAUCCAGAUCAAGCUCCUUCAACCCCGGCCGCAGGACGACCUCCUUCGAGACGUCAAUCGUCUACUUUGUCGCGCGCCAUGUCGUCAUUAUUUAGGCGUAGCAAUCAUUUUACAGAUGAAAACGGCGCAGCUACUGCCAGUGCUGCGACGUCGCCACCGAAGGAUUCUAAUUACAGCACUGGUACAUCGGAAACUAGUCUUGCAGCUAUGGGGAAAUUGCCUGGUCAGACUAGUCGCCGUCGUUUCUCUUACCACCGAUCAGUUGCAACAACGAGAUCUAACACACCGCCGUCUCCCGGCUCUCCUCUGGAGAUGGCUCUUGUCUCGCAUGACAAGGGCAAUGCCUCCAACAUGCCUACCUCUAGUGAUUUUCUGGAUAAUAAUGCGAAAAAGAAUAGGGCUCUCACGGGGUUUUCGCUUCGUCAAAAGGUCAAUUUCGCAGGCAAUGCUAAGAACCACCCACCUCGACGAGCGAGAAGUCUGGAACGCAAGAGGAAUACCGAGGAAAAUCAUUUAACACGUCAACCAUGGGCUAUUCCACCAGAUGCCGGAACCGGCAUGAAAGCUAGACGACUUAGCCUGAGCCUUCCUGACGACUUUACCCUCGACAUUGCUGACCUGCUGAAAGAGUACGAGUAUCUGCACAAAUUCCUGGGGCGACAUGGCAAGCAUUUAGGUAAGGGCGCAACUUCAAAGGUUACCCUUAUGGCACGCAAGGGCUGUCCCGGUGAACUGUAUGCUGUUAAAGAGUUCCGAUCCAAGACCGCGUCUGAGUCGGCAGAGGAAUACGAGAAGAAGAUCAAGUCCGAGUACAGCAUAGCCAAGAGUUUACAUCAUCCCAAUGUUAUCGAAACGGUUCGUUUAUGUACUGACCACGGGCGCUGGAAUCACGUCAUGGAGUACUGUUCGGAGGGAGAUCUCUUUAGCCUGGUGUCGAAAAAGUACUUGAAAGAAGAAGGUCGGGAUAUCGAUCGGAUCUGCUUAUUCAAGCAACUUUGCCAAGGUAUCAACUACCUUCAUAACAAUGGCAUCGCACACCGUGACAUCAAGUUGGAAAAUCUUCUGAUUACAAAAGAGAGCAAAUUGAAGAUAACCGAUUUUGGUGUCUCGGAGGUCUUCUCAGGGAUACAUCCUGGGUUGAGGGAGUCAGGGGGGCAAUGCGGCGUUGCUAUGGGCGAGGUGCGACUCUGCAAGCCAGGCAUCUGUGGCAGUCUGCCUUAUAUCGCGCCUGAAGUCCUCAGCAAAAAGGAGGAGUAUGAUCCUCGGCCACUAGAUGUGUGGAGCUCCGCCAUUGUCAUGAUCUACCUCGUUUUUGGUGCCAACAUUUGGGAGAAAGCCGAGGCUACUCCAGCGCAUAAAAAUUACAACGAUUUGGUCUUGGGCUGGGAGAAAACCGAGGCGAAGAAGCUCGCGAAACCCGAUGUUGCAAAGGAUGCCUAUCCCAAGUUGUUACCAUUUGAGUAUUUUGUCAAGCCGCUUCCACUCCGUCGGCUGCUAUUGCAAAUGCUACAUCCAGAUCCCAAGAAGCGUAUCACGAUGAACGAUGUUAUCACCAACCGCUGGAUGAAGAAUGCGGAAUGCUGUCAACUUGAGAGUUACGACGACCCGGUCAAAUAUAUCGACGUCUCCAAGAAGGAUUGCAUGAAGAGCAGUAGCGGCAAGAUUUUCUGCCACAACCAUCUACCACCGAUGAGCACAGGCCACGGCUUACCACCAAUGCCCGGUAAACCAGGCUAUUAG
Molecule: messenger RNA, 2658 nt
Organism: Xylaria bambusicola
Lineage: Eukaryota; Fungi; Ascomycota; Sordariomycetes; Xylariales; Xylariaceae
Product: kinase-like domain-containing protein
Exons: 1
Coding region: 1-2658 (885 amino acids)
Biological process (GO): intracellular signal transduction; intracellular monoatomic cation homeostasis; protein phosphorylation
Molecular function (GO): protein serine/threonine kinase activity; ATP binding
Source: RefSeq, a predicted model, not a curated record